AAAACUUUUGCUUUUUCAGUGUGGAAAGGGUAAUCUAAAAAUCAAUUUCAGUUAGGCAGAAGGUGAGUCAUGCACUGUAAAAUCACAGUGGCUGUUGCUUCAUCAGAGGGGGAGUUUGUUUGAAAAAGUAAGACACAGAUUCAAUUUUUGAGUUUCCAUAAAAGUAAAGUCCAAUACAUUUUAAAAAUCAUUUUGAAAUUUGAGAUUUGUGCAUCAUAUUUUAGUAUGCAUUAGAUAGUUGUUUUUGACUUACCAUUUUCAAAAAAUAGAAAUUUCAUUUGUUGUCUUAUUGUAGGGUAUCAAGUGUAAAAUGGAAGCAUGCAUAUGCAAAUUGAGGCUAAAAAAAGUCCAAAAACUGAAACUGUACAGUAAGAGGAGCGCAAGAAAAAGAAUACUAUUCAGUUAUUAAAAAUAGCACACUCAAAUCAAAAGAAAUUUAGGAUAAUUUUCUUUCAGAGUGUAUAAUAUGUGUAUAUUUGUAAAUUGAAAACAGGAACAGAGAAAUUGAAAAUGGACUGUAUAAAUAACAGCAGUAAUUUUGUGAAAUGAGAAAAAGUGAAAAUAACAGCAGUGAAGAAAACAUUUAAUGAGUUUGACUGUUUUUGGGAAUAGUGAUGAAGUCUAACAGCUGGUGGGAGAGAGGAUUUGUGAUAAUUCUUUGUGCACCUAGGAUGCAGAAGUAAUCACUAAAACGGUUUUAGGGAUAAAUGUAAUACAUUUAUUAUUUUUUUAAGCAUCAAUACUUCUCUCUGAAGACAAAAAAAAUCAGAUAAGACAUAGUAAAUCUUUAAAUCAUUGCAAAAAGAAAGAAAAACUGUCAAUUUAAGGCCUUAAACACAUUUCUCAUCUUAACUUAUUCCAUAACCAACAAUUGGAUGUUAAGACUCUUGUGUGUUUGUGCUGUACUUUGCUGCUAUUCUCUUCUUUAUCAUAUUUCCUUUACAGUUUAGAUAUUUUUACUGUCUCUACACUAUGAGAAUGUGAAUUCCUUGUUUUUGGACACAAGUUUGGCUGAAGAAGCUAAUUUUGAUUCUGACUUCUGUUUAGAAAGUGUGAUGAUGCUAAUCAUCCGUGAAGUUAUUUGCAGCUGUGGUUGCUCAUUAUUUCAUGUUCUCUCUAGGCACUUGACUGGGCACUUGCACUUGAGACUCUCUCAAAUAAAGCAAAUAAAGGGGAUAUUCUUGCCACUAAUAUUUUUCAUAUAGAUUUUAUUAUUGGCACAGAACGUAUCUGAACUUUUCUCUCCUGGAUGAAGACACUCUUAACUCUUAACUUUUAUUAACAUAGAGGCUGCUUUGAACCAGGGUCCUGGUGUUUUGGUGAUUGAUUGCUCUGUCUUCCAAACCCACCAGAGGCAGAUGGCCUUUCAGACUGAGCCAGGCUCUGCUGGAUGUUUCUUCCAGCUAAAGGAAGUUUUCCUUUCCACUGUCACCACAUGCCGGCUCAGAAUGAGAGAUGGCUGCAAAGUUAACAACAUCAUGCAAUCAACUGUCACUGUCACUAUGUACGUUCAUUUCCUGUCAGACAUCACUUGUUUUGAUGCCUAUGAUCCUUGUUGUCCUUUGUUGCAUCCUCUGUUUAGGUCAAGUGCAGUUAUUUUUUAUUUAUGGAUUUCUUGGUAUCUUGUGUUUAGAUUCAUGAAUUACAUAAUUUAUUCUCAAAAUGGCAUCUUGUUUUAAUUGGAUACAUUUACAUAGUCAGCCUAUUAUUUCAUGUCUUUCUUGUCAUCUAUGUCCAUGGCGUUCUUCAAACUCCUUUAUAAUUUAGUGGUUCUGUUUGUGAUUGGUCACCUUAUACCUACAUAUCCACAGACAGAAAACCCAAGAAUACUUUCAGAAUUAAUUACUUAAAUCUUAAAGUAUAGCCUGAAAGCCAUGAUUAGAGUUCAGAUUCCCAUUUUCCCAGCCUCUAAUGCUCAGAUGUAAAAGGUCUCAGCUUGAGGAAGAGGAAGGAGGACAGAAGGAGGACAGAAGGAACAUGUGGAAAAAAAGACUGAGACAGACAGAAGGUUCAUUUUUCCUGACAAACCGGCAACAGUACCUCUGCCCUGCAGUCAUAUUUUCUGUUAUCUUGUGGUGAAGAUGCUCAGGUUUGUGAUUUUCUGUCAUGUCUGGUUCCUGAUCCCUGAUGUGAUCGACGGUGUUGAAAACUCCACAGAUCUUCAGGCUAAGAGCUUCAGGUUUUUGGCCAGUCUCUCUCCAUCAGAAGUGAUCCGGGUUUCCGUAUUGGAGGGUCAUCACGUGUGCUUGCCAUGUGGGGGGUUUGCCAGCUCCAAUGUGAUCUGGACUCAUCAGAACCAGAGGAUCCUGGUGACACGGCAGAGCAGCUACCAGACCAACCACGACCGUCAGCAUUAUGUUCUGUUGGGUGAUGGUGGUCUCUGCAUGCUGAAGCUCGAGGACUCAGACAGUGGAGAGUAUGAGUGCAACCAGCGGCUGGUGGCUGAGCUGCAGGUGCUCACAGGACAUGACUUCACUGUAUCUACAGGCAGGACGCUUCUGCUUCCCUGCAGAGGCUCCUCUAAGUCUAAACACAAGUGGUUUAGACAGAGAGAAGGGCAGAAGGAGGAGGUUAUCUUCACCCGUUUCAGAAAUGGUACAGGGAAAGCAGAAAAAGACGCGAGUCGCCUGAGCUACAUAAAUAACGCACUGCAGAUCACAAAGCUGCAGCCAGGGGACGCUGGAGAGUAUCUGUGCAACAGAGUUCUACAGGCAAAACUCACCGUCCUGGAAGAGCAUCCUGUGCCAGACAGCAUCCCGUCAUCUACCACAAUAAGAACAAUCUCAGCUGUGUCAGUUGUGUUUGAAACACAGAGCUCACCAAAGAAGAGACCAGAGAAUGCUCUGCUGCUGGUCGCUGUCAUUGGUUUGGGGUUAAUGAUCGUCCUGAUCGCUCUAGUCUGUAUUUUCCUCACCAGCAUGAAGUGCAGAAAGAGAAGGAGACACAGAUAUGCAGCAAAAAGACGAGAAGAGACUGAGCUGCAGCUGUGGAUGACAUAUAACGCCCAGACUGAGUAUGAGGUGUUUAAGCGUCCGUCCCUGCAGGAUGACACCAUCCACUACGCCUCUCUGGGCCGUCAGAGCUGGAGCCAGAGGCCCAGCUGGUCUCCACCCGAUCAGAGCAGCAGUAAUGUGGUUUAUUCUUCGGUCAUCACCAUACCUGCAGCCAAAAACACUUUCUCCUGAUCCAGAUUAUUUCUGUCAUUCUUUGUCAAACACCAAUAAGUCUUUGACUCUGUCUCAAUUACUUAUAACUUUUAGCAUUUGAUUAAAGUUGUUACAACAUAAAGCACAGAAAUAUUAAGUUAUUUUCU
Poecilia latipinna (sailfin molly) is the source of this 3313-nucleotide messenger RNA. RefSeq lists its product as uncharacterized. The transcript is spliced from 8 exons. NCBI's taxonomy places the organism in Eukaryota, Metazoa, Chordata, Actinopteri, Cyprinodontiformes, Poeciliidae. The coding region runs from base 2082 to 3185 and encodes 367 amino acids. The record is from RefSeq and is a predicted model, not a curated record.